CGCUAUGGGCAAAAGGAAAAAUAAAUCAGGUACCAAUCUAUCUCAUGAAGAGAUUUGGGAUGACACGGCGCUUGUGCGCUCAUGGGAUGAAGCUGUAGAGGAAUAUAAUCUCUACCAUAGCAUACAUGCGCGCGGCGAGAAUGUGGAAGAAAUCUUGAAUCGUGCUGAAAAGGAAGGCAUCGAUGCUGUUGCAAAUGGUAUUGAGAAGCUUCACGAGUCUAUGGACAUAGAGGAUGAGGUUGAAGAUGCUGUUGCACAGGAAGGAAUUCAGGAGGAUACAACGAGAAUAGACGAGUUGCAAGGCCAUACUGGGCCCUCGGCUUCUGGCGGACUUGUGCCUCCAAAUACAGGCGGAGCACCGAGCGUACCUGACGCCUUACUAGGACAGGUUCAAGAUCCAGCCCUGAAGAACCUGAUGAUGGCAUGGUAUUAUGCAGGAUACUACACUGGGCUGUACGAAGGUCGACAUCAAGUAUCUCAGAAUAAUGAUGCCGGUGAUCAAAAGCAGUGAAUACAGGAUCCAGUCAUUUAAGAGAGUUUUAUUUGUCAUAUUUGUGUGUUUGCUUUUGGGCUCUGUUGCCGUGAUACCCUAUACGUAUUAUUAAUAUCGAAAUCUUAUUAACGAAUGAAUCCGUUUCUCUCGUAU
Talaromyces stipitatus ATCC 10500 is the source of this 646-nucleotide messenger RNA. RefSeq lists its product as uncharacterized. The record is from RefSeq and is a predicted model, not a curated record. The transcript is spliced from 4 exons. The coding region runs from base 5 to 511 and encodes 168 amino acids. Lineage: Eukaryota; Fungi; Ascomycota; Eurotiomycetes; Eurotiales; Trichocomaceae.